AAAUUAAAAAAGAAGCGCGCAGCUCUCCGAACAUCAGUAACGAAAUCGCUUAAAGAUUUGGAAUCGCAGCUUUCGGAAAUUGAUCCGAAAAUUCAUGAUUUGGAAGAAAAUUUAGAAAUAUUAAAGAAUAAUUUCGAAUCGCUUAAAAGUGUCGAUACAGAAUUAGAACCUCUUUUUAAAGUCGAAGAAUUUGAUGCUGAAUUCCAAAAAUCUGAAGAAUAUCGUCAAAAGGUCGUUAAAUGCAGUUUCCGUACCUCCAAAAGAAUCGACGAAUUAAAACGCAAAUCUACUGAAACGGUAGUAAAUAACCAGUUCAGUACUGAUAGUCAAAGCGAACCAAAACAUAACGAGUCUGUUCGAAUUAAAUUACCUAAGUUAACUUUAACGAAAUUCUACGGAGAUAUAAACAACUGGCUAACCUUUUGGAACAGUUUCGAGUCUGCCAUUCAUAAAAAUGAUUCAUUAGAUAAAAUAGACAAAUUUAAUUAUUUGAAAGCUCAUUUAGGUGGUUCUGCUUUAAAUACAGUCGAAGGAUUACCGAUUACUGCUGCUAAUUACGAUUCCGCAAUUGAUCUUCUAAAAGAAAGAUUUGCGAAAACAGAUGUGCUCAUUUACACUCACAUAAAUAACAUUUUGAACACUAAACCGUUGAAAAUCUCGAAUGAUGUUCGCGCCCUUUAG
Stegodyphus dumicola is the source of this 681-nucleotide messenger RNA. RefSeq lists its product as uncharacterized. The record is from RefSeq and is a predicted model, not a curated record. NCBI's taxonomy places the organism in Eukaryota, Metazoa, Arthropoda, Arachnida, Araneae, Eresidae.